AUGGGUGACCAUUGUAUGGUCAUCAGCGGCGAAUGGAAGUGUUCUCCAGAAGGAAAAUGGGAUUUCGUUAUUGACAAGCAACGCAUGUCUCGCGUGGUGUCAUUUCAAGACGGGAUGACUAUUGACGAGCUGAAGAGGAACGUCUUUGGUGAAUUCUUCGCCGACGGCGGUUGUGGGAUGGUCGUCGACUUAAGCUACUGGCCACCUAACACGAACGAGCUUGCAACGGGGAUUACAACCCCUCCAGUCAUGGUAACAAGUUCGCCUUCCAUAUCCUAUUUUUGCAAGCAUUACAGCGUCAAGCGCUCAAUGAACUUGUUCGCCACCUUUGGUAAGCGACCCACGUCUACCCCUCUCGCUGAUGUCGGUGUUCCUUCUGACAGUUUCACAACACCUAAGCCGACGAUGAAAAGAAGCCGGUUUAGUGACGACGCCAGUGUCGACGGAAGGUUCGGUCUGGGCAUUGAAAAUUCCGGAGAUUAUGGGUCCUCUGCUGGUUCGCGAAAACCCCAGCCCGAUUUCGACGACGAGCUUAUCGCGAAACACAUGGAGAGAGUAGAGAACGCUCUGGGUAGGGGAAGCCAUACGAACGAAGACUUGUACAGCAUGAACACCACAUCAAACAUGAAUGUUCAGGCAAAUGUGGACGAGAUGGCCCGCGUCCAGAGUGGGAAACGCCACAUGUUCGCCCACCUGGAUACUGGUUCAGAUAAGAGUGUUCACGGGACAGUAGACGAGAUGGCCCGCGCCCAGAGUAGGAAAUGCCACAUGUUUGACCACCAGGAUACCGCUUCAGAUAAGAGUGUUCACGGGACGGUGGACGAGCCAAUAAGCGAUGCAUCAGGGAAGGGGUUCACUUUCGACGAUCUGAACACUGAUACGGAGCAAAGUGUCCACGAAUCAAUGGCCGACCUGAUGAGUGAGCUAAGUGGGAAAGGAUACAACUCCGACGACCUGAACACAGACGAGGAGGAUAAUGGACAAUAG
Microthlaspi erraticum is the source of this 987-nucleotide messenger RNA. The record is from the annotation of a GenBank genome assembly. NCBI's taxonomy places the organism in Eukaryota, Viridiplantae, Streptophyta, Magnoliopsida, Brassicales, Brassicaceae.